Molecule: messenger RNA, 592 nt
Organism: Salvelinus namaycush (lake trout)
Lineage: Eukaryota; Metazoa; Chordata; Actinopteri; Salmoniformes; Salmonidae
Gene: pvalb9
Product: parvalbumin 9
Exons: 4
Coding region: 1-330 (109 amino acids)
Cellular component (GO): nucleus; cytoplasm
Molecular function (GO): calcium ion binding
Source: RefSeq, a predicted model, not a curated record
AUGUCACUCACUUCUAUCCUUUCCGCGGAGGCUAUUGAGAAUGCCGUCAAGGAGUUCCAAGCCCCAGACUCCUUCAGCUUUAAGAAGUUUUCCCAGCUGUGUGGCCUGACCUCCAAGUCUCCCAAAGAAGUCAAAGAUGUCUUCCAGAUCCUUGACGAUGACAACAGUGGCUUCAUCGAGGAGUCAGAGCUCAAGUUCUUCCUGCAACGGUUUGUCCCCGGGGCGCGGACGCUGACGGACGCUGAGUGUAAAGGCUUCCUGUCUGCAGCUGAUGAUGACAACGAUGGCAAGAUCGGAGUAGAAGAAUUCCUGAUCAUGGUCCAGUCCUGAGAGUUCCAUGGGAGCCGGGAGAGCAGCAGGUGUUCAUUCUCCUCUCCUUCCUCCAGCCUCAGCCUCCAACUUCCAGACAACUUCCUCAAGCCUACAGCAACCUCCAUUCCCAGGAAAUUGUUUUUCUUUGUUGAAAGAAAAGGCAAAUAAAUUGUUUUAUUUUUUCAGAGCCCCUCUCUUAUUCAUCCAUGAAACCAUUUUUACUUGCCUUUUGAUUACGUUCUAGGAGGUUGUAUAGCUGCGUCGCCCCAUAUUUCCUUCC